AUGUGGGCCUGCAAACGUCAAUUCCCCGGCCGCAAUCCUCCAACUCGCCCUCGACCCUCGAGCCUCGAGCCUCGAGCUUGGAGCCCGGGUAUCGAUCGACGCGCUUGCUCGACCCCGCCUGGCGGCCAUCGGUUCUUCUCAACGCAGCUCGCCGUCAUUCAAGCUGGAAUGGCGCUCGCGCGCAAGCAGCUCGGGAUCGACGCCUCGCUACGCUAA
Messenger RNA from Moesziomyces antarcticus, 216 nucleotides. RefSeq lists its product as uncharacterized. NCBI's taxonomy places the organism in Eukaryota, Fungi, Basidiomycota, Ustilaginomycetes, Ustilaginales, Ustilaginaceae. The record is from RefSeq and is a predicted model, not a curated record. The transcript has 2 exons. Bases 1 to 216 code for a protein of 71 amino acids.